AUGAAGGCUUAUUUUGCCUCUGUACAACCUAUUGAUCUCUCUCAGGUCGAACCUAGUUCUUUCAAGGCUGCUUCUACAGUUUUUGAGUGGCAAUCUGCUAUGCAGGAGGAAAUUGAGGCUCUUCAUGCACAAGGCACUUGGGACUUGGUUCCUCUACCACCUGCUAAGAAUCUUGUAGGUUGUAAGUGGGUCUAUAGAAUCAAGAAGAAUGCAGAUGGUUCUAUAGCAAGACAUAAGGCUUGCUUGGUUGCUAAGGGCUUUAGUCAAGAGGAAGGUAUUGACUAUAGUGAAACCUUCAGUCCUUUUAAUUGGUCUUUAAGGCAACUUAAUGUUAAAAAUGCAUUUUUGCAUGGUAUUCUUCAAGAGGAGGUUUAUAUGACUCAACCCCAAGGCUUUGAGAGCAAGCUUCAUCCUUCUGACUUUGUUUGCAAACUAAGGAAGUCUUUAUAUGGUUUAAAACAAGCUCCUUGUGCCUGGAAUGAGAGAUUUACUAGUUUUUUUUUACCAAGUUUGGGGUUUCAAGCAUCUCUUGCAGAUCCUUCUUUGUUUGUUCAGCAUUCUUCUCUUGGCACUGUGGUCUUACUUCUCUAUGUAGAUGACAUCAUCCUUAGAGGCAGUCAUUCCUCUCUUAUUACAUCAGUUAUUGAAGCAUUAACUAAGGAAUUUGAUAUGAAGGAUUUAGGCCAGUUGAAUUAUUUUUUGGGACUGCAGAUUUCUUAUCAGUCUUCUGGUCUAUUUGUGUCUCAGACUAAAUAUAUCAAAGAAUUACUUGCUAGGGUUGAUUUACAGGAAUCGAAACCAUGUGCUACUCCUUGUCUUUCCUAUCAUCACCUGCUCAAGGAUGAUGGCAAGCCUUAUUCUCAUCCACAACAAUUCAGGAGUAUUGUUGGAGCUCUGCAGUAUCUCACCUUCACAAGGCCUGAUAUUGCCUUCUCAGUGAAUCAAGCUUGUCAAUUCAUGCAUCAUCCAAUGGAAUCUCAUGUUGUAGCAGUUGAGAGAAUCUUGAGGUAUCUUAAAGGUACCCUUGAUUUUGGAAUUCAUUUUCAGCCUGGUAUACUUAAUCUGCAGGCUUAUAGUGAUGCUGACUGGGCUAGUGAUCCAAAUGAUAGACGGUAUGUCUCAGGUUUUAUUGUUUACUUAGGGUCCAGUCCUAUUUCUUGGGCUUCUAAGAAACAACAUACUGUUUCUCGAUCCUCCAUUGAGGCCGAAUAUAGGGCUCUAGCUAUUGCUGCUGCAGAACUUGCCUAGAUUCGACAACUAUUCUGUGAUCUUCAUAUCCCUUUACAUAUUCCUCCUUUAAUCCAUUGUGAUAAUAUUUCUGCUAUUUCCCUUGCUUCAAAUCCAAUGUUCCAUUCAAGAAUGAAGCAUCUCCAGAUUGAUUAUCAUUUUGUCAAAGAACGUGUUAUCAAAGGUGACUUGCUGGUCCAGCAUGUCUCUUCUACAGACCAGUUUGCUGAUAUCCUCACUAAAGGUCUUUCAACUCCUUUAUUUCAGCACCAUUGUUCCAAUCUUAUGCUUGGCUCCUCCAAGCCUGCGAUUGAGGGGGAAUGUAAAGAUAUCAAAGGUCCUAGUCUUGCCACAUGUCAAGAGAUUAAAGAAUCAAGGUCCUAGUCUUGCCACAUGUCAAGAGAUUAAAGAAUCAAGUGGUUAAAAUGUUGUUAGUCAUGUUAGACAGUUAAGAAAGUCUGUUAGCAUUGAUCAAUGUAAGAAAGAGAGGUUAGAGAGGUUAGAGAACGUGAACAAGCUUCUAACUAUAGCUUGAUAUAAAGG
This is a messenger RNA of Prunus avium (sweet cherry), 1770 nucleotides long. NCBI's taxonomy places the organism in Eukaryota, Viridiplantae, Streptophyta, Magnoliopsida, Rosales, Rosaceae. The record is from RefSeq and is a predicted model, not a curated record.